AAGGCGAGGGCAUCGGCGUCUCCGCUCCUCGCUCUUGCUCCUCCCGGAGCUGCUCCAUGGCAGAGCUGCCCUGACUGCCCCGCUGUACCGCUCCGCCACUGCUGCUGCCGCCGCCGCCCGCCCCAGCCCGGAAUGAUCUGAACCCUCCGGCGGAGACGCACCCGAGUCCAGAGCUAUUGCCGAUCACAGACCUCAGUGCCGGAAUGGAUGUGUUUAUGAAGGGCUUGUCCAAAGCGAAGGAAGGGGUGGUUGCUGCAGCAGAGAAGACCAAGGAAGGGGUAGCAGUGGCAGCGGAGAAGACCAAGGAAGGUGUACUGUAUAUGGGAAACAGAACUCGGGAAGGUGUGCAAAGUGUGGCCUCAGUUGCUGAGAAGACAAAAGAGCAGGCAUCCCAGCUGGGUGGAGCUGUCUUCUCAGGAGCUGGCAAUAUCGCAGCUGCCACAGGCCUGGUCAAGAAGGAAGAAUUCCCCACUGACCUGAAGCCGGAGGAGGUUGGUCAGGAAGCUGUGGAGGAGCCACUGAUAGAGCCACUGUUGGAACCUGAGGGUGAGAAUUAUGAAGAGCCACCACAGGAAGAAUAUCAGGAAUACGAGCCAGAAGCAUAAUGGCCAUCCCUGUUCCCGACACUUCCACCAGCAGCACAACAAUAAUGACCUUCCCCUUCCCAACCCUUCUCCGCCUCUCCAAAGGAAAGCUUUGAGGCAGAUGGUGAUGGAGAGAAGCCCCCCACAACCCAUCCUGCCAUGAGUUCUUCCUCCAGUUCUGCUCCAAGGGACCUCAUUGGGAUCUGUGUUUUAUGUAUCGUGGUCUUUAGCAUUAAGAGAAAAACAAACAAUUCUGAAGACAAACCCUGACCGCAGCGGUUUGUGUGUGCGAGUGUGUGUGUGUGUGUGUGUGUGUGUGUGUGCGUGUGCGCACGCAUUUGUGAGCCUGGCCUUACUGCCCUGUCUCCCUCCCAGCACAGUAAGGCCAGGCUUCCUGUGUCUGUAAGAAGCAUGUUGUAUCUUCUCCGUUUUUAAGCAGCGCAUUCCAUCAUCUUGGCUGGGACCCCAUGCUGGGCCUGCUGUACAUUUGCUUGCACGUGAAAUCAUGCCGACUCCACUCCAUUGCCAUUGGUGGAACUUUUUUUAUAUCUCUGAAUGGAUUGUUUAUGCCUUUGUGAUCUCCCCAUUUCCUGACCCCCCUGGUCUUGUAAAAGAGACUCCCUAAUUUGACGGUGCAGAAGUCGUGUCUGUGUAUCCCAAACAAAAGGAAUACCUUCCCUUUCCUGCCCCCAGCGCUCUGUGUUGUGACUGUGGCAUGGAUAUAUACCUCCCACUGUCGCUAUGUGUGCAAUCCUGGGGCAGCUGCCAGUGACACAGCUGCCCCUGUGUCCAUGAAUAAAGCCAACUCUUGUCUGUA
Molecule: messenger RNA, 1401 nt
Organism: Sphaerodactylus townsendi
Lineage: Eukaryota; Metazoa; Chordata; Lepidosauria; Squamata; Sphaerodactylidae
Gene: SNCB
Product: synuclein beta
Exons: 6
Coding region: 204-605 (133 amino acids)
Biological process (GO): synapse organization; synaptic vesicle endocytosis; chemical synaptic transmission
Cellular component (GO): neuronal cell body; axon terminus; cytoplasm
Molecular function (GO): cuprous ion binding
Source: RefSeq, a predicted model, not a curated record